CUCCCUCGGUUGACUGAUUAGUAUCAGAGGGGACAUGCUUCUUCCACUUCGCCUUGAUCACCUUUCUGGUGACCCUUUCUGCUGUAAAUAGAGCAGACCCUUUCUUAAAGAAAAGGGUGACUUCAGUUCUGGGAGAAAACCUGCUGUGAGGUGUGGGUCUUGUGACUCAGAUUCCCCCUCCUACGGUUCUGCUUCCCGCACCUGCAACCCUCCCGCCCACAGUUCCUGUUCAGGUCUGUGGUUAAGCCAAGAGACAUUUACUCAUGGGUCUCUUGAUUCCGUUUUGAGAAAUCUGGUUAAUGAGCUUCCCGUUCACUCAGGUUCCGUGUUCAAGCGGAAGGGGACUUUACGGGGAACGUACCUUUAUCCCGUCACAAUUUGAUAAAGCACCUCCUCCGACUUAAAAGCGCCUUUAAUGCCUCUCUUUGCUUCUUUGUUCUUGAUCACAUCACUGUUGUUUUUUUGUGUGUGCUGUGGUUCUCUUGAGGCUCUGCUAAAUGGUCCUGCUGGCCUUCGCUGGUCCGUUUACAGCACUGGUUCCAAAGCUGGGGUCUCCAGAUGCUCUUAGACUACAGCUCCCAGAAAUCCUGGCCGGAACAGCAAGCGGUGAAGGCUUCUGGGAGUUUUAAUCCAAGAACAUCUGGAGAUCCCAGGCUGGAAACCAUUGAUUUAGAGAUCUGGCCCUCAUUUCUAAUGUUCUCAUGGGUGGUCUGGUUUGGUCUCGGUCUCAUGUGAGCACUGCUACAGGGUAGUCCUGUGAAGUGUCACCCUAGGAAAAGUUACUGUUUUUGGACUGUGGAGGCCAGAAUCCUACAGCCGUCAUGGACACCUGGGAGUCCAAGAUAGGAACCUUUCUAUGCUCUGCACACUUGAAGACCAACAAUUAAUUGACACCCAUCCAACUGUGAAGUCAUGGUCUUUCCCAGUAGUUGCCUGUUCUAGAGGUUUCUAAUUCUGGUGCAUCCCCUUUGGAUUUUAACCCGCCUUUUAUAGGAAUUGUCCAAGAUGCUGAACCUAUUUUGGAUCCAGGGUUCAGCACCCUGGAUAGCUCUUGGGAAGCAUAGACUAAAAUCUGGCAUGGAUUCACAGCACCUCUGAAGUUGGAGUCACCAUGAAUACAGUCCCUGGUCUGUCCUAUGGAAUACUAGGAUUUGUAGUUUACUGAGAUCCCAGUAAGCAUUCUAAGUCCCUCAUCAAACUACAAGUCCCAGCAUUCUUUAGGAUGGAGCCACAGUUGGUGUGAAACUCUGCGAUUGUAUCAUGUAGAUACACCCCUCAUGACCUGGAUGAUUUCCUUGAUCUCCGUGGUCCAUGCGAGACCACAACAAGACCCCCUGAGAGAGUUAGCGGGUCUCUCAGCUGAUGGGGCAGAAUUUCCUCUGACAGAACAAUAUUGGAUGGCUCCCCAUAUAGUUAUCUCAUCCAGCAUCAUGCAGAUGGAGGAAAUCCACAGGCCAAACAUUUCCGAGAGAUGGCCGCCCAUCGUCCAGCAGGCGGAAAUGUUUGGAAAUCGAAAGAGAGUGGGAGGGGAGAAUUGUCCAUUGGAACACCUUUGUCUAGAUCCCAAUUUUUCCAAAGAUCUUAAUUAGGUAUUGGAGUAAGUGUCCUGAGUUAACUUCCCCUCUUGUGUAUAAUGAGUCACAGUCUCCCUUUCCUUGCUUAAUGGUUGUGGGGGCGAUUGAAGUCUUGCUGUUUUGCACGCUCUGAUUCCACAAUAACAGCCAUUUUGCCAAUUUGGAAAUGUGGGAGCAUUUCCUUUUUUGCAGACCGUGGUGCCAUUUUUGGUCUGGUUCCACCAUGCUGCAGAUCGUAGAAUCUUCUGCGGGCAUGUUGUCUUCCGUCUUUAAAUAAAAUCUUGGUCCCCUCCAGGGGCCGUGGCAGGAAAAGGUACUGCCGGUUAUCAAAGCCUGCAUUAAUUAAAUCCACAUCUAUUGGACUUUAUGCUAACUUUUAAACUGAAGAUGGUCUCGUGUUGAUCCUGAAUUGGGAGGGAGAGUUUUGACGGGAAGCAAGGAGCUCAUCGCUCAGUAUGAAAAUGCUGGGAUGGCCCAGAGCAGAAUACAUGGGUCCCUGCAAGCCAUAUUUUGAGGAUCAGUAGCCAAACUGGAGUACUUAUGCUGCACACACACACACCCCACCAUAGAUGGCUGCAUCUGUUGGUUUUGGUUUCUCCUACAUUCUCUUUCUCAAAUUGUAACUUAUUUGUCAUCCAGAUAUGGGAGAAAUGGUGGCAAUGGGCAAAAAUCCUUACCAAAAAUAGACCAAAAGGAAAUUAGCACCCGUUCGUAAUAUAGACAAAUAUUAAAACCAAAGGUUUUUGAAGGAUCAGACACUCCAUUAAAGAGAGCACAUCAUUAGAAGAGGACGUUUCUUAACUGCUGAUAGCAUCUGAGUAUCAGAGCAGGAGCUUUUGUUUCCUCCCAGAAUUUGCACAUUUUUUGCUGGUUUUGUUUUCCAGUUGGACACGGGACCCAAAAGCCAGCCUGAUGGCUGAGUCAUGAAGCUGUGCUGAAAUCGUGUCUUUGGAAAAAUAAUGGAUUCCAUCUUCUAAAGACGUGCUGUUAGUCAUUAGUGAUUUGAUCCUCAGUUGAGUUGAGAACAUGGACCGAGUGGUUAAAAAGUUACGUGUUGUGGAAAAGCCGGGCGGUAAAUACAUGAGUGGCUAUUGUUCAUUUCCCCACCUCACAGACUCCGUAUUCGAUCCCUUUAUCCACUCAGGUGAUGCAGCACGCCCGAUACCAAGCCUCUCAGCGCAUUGCGGUCUUCCUGAGCCUGCCGGAUGAAGUCCAGACGGCAGAAAUCAUUAAGGAUAUUUUUCAGCAAGGGAAAGAGUGUUUCAUUCCACGGUACCAGCCCCAGAGCAACCACAUGGACAUGGUGAAGUUGGCUUCCUACCAAGAAAUCUGUGAAUCGCACCCUGGCCCAACACAAAAGCUCAGUCGAGAGGGCCUUGGCGGUCAUUAUACGCACCGCACCCACCCAAUCGCCUUGAGACCGCUAGCUGGUUUGCCGGGCAUCCAUAACCUUUACAGCAGUAGAUUUCUGCUUCCUUCCUUUAAAAAAAAAGCAUAUUUUUGUUUAUUGGUGUGUCGUCACUGGCGUCCUUAUGUUUCCUGCAGAUUCAAAUCAUCCAUCCUUCUACCUUGGGGAGUUGUCAGCCUCCAAGGUUCCAGUCGCUAUUUCUCCCUGGCCCUGAGCAUGCAUAAAGGAACAAGAAACACUGAUAUUUCUCUCUCUCUCUCUGUGUUUCCUUCUACAGAAGGGCUCGAUCUCAUCCUUAUGCCAGGUCUCGGUUUUGACAGAACCGGCAACAGGCUGGGAAGAGGAAAGGGCUACUACGACGCCUACCUCAGCCGGUGCCUGCAACACCCCAAAGGAAAGCCUUACACCAUCGCCCUAGCGUUCAAGGAACAAAUGUGCGAGUCAGUUCCAGUCUCUGAAAAUGAUAUCAAAGUGGACGAAGUCCUGUUUGAAGAGAACAAAACCCAACAUUGACCAACAGCGGUGAUAGCCGGCAUUAACAAAGCAGUAACACCUUCGAGAAUACAAAGGAGUAACAUUUUUUCAAAAACCCUGAUGAUUUCUUGAGUCUCCGUAGGGUUGAUUCACCUGUGCUCCUUUGACACCAAACAGCUGUGCUAUCAAGCCCUGUUUUGAAUGGGUGAAGGGGCUUCAUGGGAGACUUUGCAUCAACAGAGUUAAGUUCUAGUUGCUGCUCCAGAAAUGUUGUUUUCUUCUUAAAGUAAUGAGGCAUCCUUUCUACAUCUUACGGAAUUAAUCGCUAGCAAAUGCAUUUAUUAAUCCGACAUGACUGGAAGUUUGACAGUGUGUUUGUUUCUCCUGGAAAGCUUCUCUCUUUUUCUAUUUCAUAAAAUUUAUCUCCACCGUU
Molecule: messenger RNA, 3889 nt
Organism: Pogona vitticeps (central bearded dragon)
Lineage: Eukaryota; Metazoa; Chordata; Lepidosauria; Squamata; Agamidae
Source: RefSeq, a predicted model, not a curated record